AUGUCUUUUUUCGAUCGCAUAGCAAGCCCGCAUCGCAAAUCGCCAGGUCUACCUUUUCAUAAACCUCCGAUCCGAUCACCUAGUGAAUACCAGCUUAACGAACUAGAUCCUCGGCCUGACGAUGUCUUAUCGGCCGAUGGGGACCUGCCUAGAGCUUGGCUGGCCGACUAUGAGGAGUCAACGACGUCUCGUGGGCAAUCCCCAAGCACAUGGCGGGACAAGGGCAGUCCAGCCCAGUCAUAUUUCAAGAUGAAGCCGAGGGCAAUGUUUGCUGGUCCACCGCCGCCGAUAACUGCGUCAAUGAUGCUCACCAAGGACUCGGCCCGGGCAAACUCUGUUGGCCCUUCAGGUCGCAGCAAACAUACUCCCUACAGUCUUCUCGGUGGGAGCCCUACCGAAGCCAAUAGCGUGCUGUUCGAUCAUAGACGUGAAGCUGGUGCGCACAACACAGAUUCCAUCUGGCGAGGAUUGCGGAGGCAAGAGAAGGCUUUGGAGCAAGAUGUCCAGCGGUUACUUGAUCAACAGGCUGCCGCGCUGGCAGCUGGAUCUGGCAAUGAGAAUGAUGCCUCCAGCACAGGCAGCAGCACACCAACUGGCACCUUUUACUCUACAAAAAGCUCCAAAUCGAGAAUGACUAGCUCCCUCUAUGUACCACCUCGAGCCACCCGCGACGGCAACGUGGUUCCAAUUCGGCAGCCAACGAACGAUAAGCCCCCUGGGUUGAAAUCUACACGAGAAGAUCUCCGAAAAUUGAUUGCCUCGAUGACGAAGCUCAAACGAGACGAAAAUGCCCACAUAGCAGAUGCCAUGGCCCAACGAGAAGACGCCCUCAACUACCUGGAUGGGCUAGGCACCAGGAAAUCUGAUAUUCAAGCAGAGCUGCACGAUUUGGAGGAAAAUGGUGACGAACCGCUAGCGAAAGAGCUGCGGGAACUUGGUACGCAGCAUGGUGCCCUGAGCGAAGAAAUCCGGCAGCUUGAGGAGAGAUUAGCGGCUAUGCGCUUCCAGUGCCGCACACUGGAGGAGAGAAUGGACGACAUUAAGAACAAAAGAGAAGCAGGGCUAAGUGGAUAUCAUGGCGCAUUAAGAGACGUGACAAACGAGGUCAAGGCAUUUGUACAACAUCCACCAAUCCAACCACUUGACCCGGACCUCUUAAACCACGGCGGCGAGGUUGACGGAGACCCGGCCGCUUCGGGGGGAGUUGAGUUUAUGCGACUCAUCCCCGAGCGGCGGACACUAGAAAUGGCAAAAUCGUGGUGGGAAGCGGAGAUGUCAGUAUUGGAGCGCUGCAAAGAGCGGAUUGAUACAGAUCGACUAGCAUUGGAAGAGGGGGGCCAAGUCUGGGACAAGGUUACGCAGCUGACUCGACCUCGAAAGGCAAAGAAAAAGUUCCCUCUCUGGAAGAUAUCAUAUCGUCUCAGCUUUCACGAAUGA
This is a messenger RNA of Trichoderma breve, 1437 nucleotides long. RefSeq lists its product as uncharacterized. NCBI's taxonomy places the organism in Eukaryota, Fungi, Ascomycota, Sordariomycetes, Hypocreales, Hypocreaceae. The transcript is spliced from 2 exons. The record is from RefSeq and is a predicted model, not a curated record. The coding region runs from base 1 to 1437 and encodes 478 amino acids.